Molecule: messenger RNA, 1263 nt
Organism: Talaromyces marneffei
Lineage: Eukaryota; Fungi; Ascomycota; Eurotiomycetes; Eurotiales; Trichocomaceae
Exons: 6
Coding region: 1-1263 (420 amino acids)
Biological process (GO): RNA catabolic process
Cellular component (GO): extracellular region
Molecular function (GO): ribonuclease T2 activity; RNA binding
Source: RefSeq, a predicted model, not a curated record
AUGGAGCUGGUACCUUUCUCGCAAUACAUCCCGAGCCCGCAACGGAUCCUUAAGGCCAUAACAGCAGGAGCGCUUCCAUUCUUGAGCUCCGAGAAUCCAGCAGACCUGUCAUCCAAACAAUUUUCAUCAUGUCCCAAGCCAGAGAUGAGCUGUCAGGCCAAGUUUGAUGGUCAAGAUACAUGCUGUUUUAAUUAUCCGGGUGGUCAUUUCCUGCAAACUCAGUUCUGGGAUGCAGAUCCGGCUAUCGGGCCGGAUGACUCGUGGACGAUACAUGGAUUGUGGCCAGAUCAUUGCGAUGGUGGGUUCGAUGAAUACUGUGAUUCCCACAGGCGGUAUGGCAAUAUAUCAUUGAUUUUGGUUGAUGGUGGCCGUAGUGAUCUACUUGAGUAUAUGAGUGAAUACUGGAAAGACUUCCGCGGCGAUGACGCUAAUCUGUGGGAGCAUGAGUGGAACAAGCACGGCACGUGCAUAAGCACGCUGGAGACAAAGUGUUAUUCUGGUUAUGUUCCUCAGGAGGAGGUUGUUGAUUAUUUUGAUAAGGCGGUGGACUUGUUCAAGGGUUUGCCUUCUUACAAGACCCUAUCAAACGCUGGUAUUGUACCCUCACAUGAUGUGACGUACAGAAAAGUGGACAUUGAAAAUGCUCUUAAUGAGGCUCACGGCGCACGAGUCACUAUAAGAUGCCACGGGGGGGCUUUCAAUGAGAUUUGGUAUCAUCAUCAUGUUGCUGGGCGCUUACAGACUGGAAAAUUUGAGCCAGCUGAUGCAGUUGGAGGAGGAUCAAACUGUCCCAGCUCUGGUAUUCGCUACAUCCCCAAACGCUCAGCUCCGCCUUCAAAGCCACGUCCUACGGCAACUCAUCAACCCGGGCAACCCGAGCCAACGGGUCCUGUAGAGCCUCGUCGAGGAAAUCUGCGUGUCUAUACGGGUGAUCAACAGCAGCGUGGUUGUCUCAUCAGCGGCGGUACUUGGUUUACGUCUGGUACAUGUGCGACAUUCAAAGCGACGGAUGUCACUGGCGGCUUCCAUGUUCAAACACGCAGAGGAUCCUGCGGCUUCGUAAAGGACGUCUUUACGUGCGGCCAUCAAAUUCAUAACCCUGCACUAUUUGAAAUCUCCGACGACAAUAAAUUGACCUACAAUGGUAACACCACUUUCUUCGCCGACAAAGUUCCCAAGGGUCACGUACAAAGUAAAGUGUUUGCUCAUGGGGAUGGGGAUGAGCAUGCUGUUGAGUUGAGUAUUGCUUGGUUUGAGACAUGA